GAUAGCUGAAGCGCCACUUAAUAAAUCCAAUGCGAAGACGCUAAACGUGGACAGCUACCACCUGCGAACGCUUGGCCAUGCGUACAAUGACCAUGGACAUGAACAUUAUUCUCGUAGCCCUCUUACUGAGUGUCGUUUCCUACUCUUCUACGGUGUGUGUGUUUCCAGAGAGUGUCCAGAUACCGCGCACCUGGUACCACAGGUAUAUACCUGUUGCCUAUAGCAACCCCGAUGGAAGUAGUAUAUCUCAAAGGGCUGGCUUAGAAAUUAGAUUCACAUCAACGAAAAUGGAAGCUAUUUUCACUCUGAACAACCGACGCUGGCCUUUCAACUCUUCUGAUUUUGACUCCUAUGUGCGGACUUGCGUAGAAGUGGUGUCUGAAUCAAACGCUACCUACGUGGACGGGCAAUCUUAUAUAAUAUCCGAAAAGAUCGAAAAUGAACCUCUCCGCUACCGUUGCAUGCAGCUUGUGAAUCGAACAAACUUUGUGUUUCAAGUGAAACUGUCUGCAGCAACAACUGAAAGGCCGGAUACAGGUGCGACAUUAUGUGGGUCUAUUAGUCUUGACCCUUGGCCGAUAGUUAGGUACACAUAUGACCACGAAAGCAUUACAGCAGCGUGCCCAGCGGAUGGCGGGUAUCCGUUCUCUCUUUCGGACCAAACCCUUUAUACCGAGACAGGUGCCGCUGCCGCAGAAAUCCGCGCCAAAAGAUGUCAGAACUUGGCUCUGGACUUGGAGUGUUUACCCGGGGAGAAUGUAAGGAUUGAUUUUAAGGAUGGGUUUUGCGAACCGUAUGGUGUUGUUGCCGAUUCUCUGAAGAGUUAUCUGCAGUUACAAUGUAUUGCGACCUGGAAAGAAAGCCACUACACAUUUCGGCUACUCUCUCGAUACAGUGACUUUUACACCCUACGAUUCUCAACAGUCCACGACGACUCGUUCAAAGCUUUUCUUUUUAAGGGAGCCAUAAUUGACGCCACCCUUAAUCUCAAUCUAGCAAAUUCCAUUUCGAGGAAUCUCUAUGUAGAACUCUCAGUGAAACGUAAACGUCAGUAUGAUCUUUGCGAAAAUGACCAGGCUGACUGUGAAAACCCCAGUUGUCUCAGAGAUUUGUAUAACCAUUUUGCGAAUCGCUGUCUCAAAACGUGCAAUUUGUGCAAUGCCACGUAUAACGCUUUGACGGUCCCGUGUGAUUUCGAGAGCGACCUUCAAGGUACCUGGAAAAAUGCACAGAACGAGGUCUUAAGGAUCAACGGAUCCUUUGCUAAAAUUCCGGGCUAUGGCCAAUUUCAGUGUAUCGACGUCAAAAGGGUACAGCAGUUAGAGGGUACGGUUGUUUUGGCCACAUUUGACAAUGGCUGUCGACCUAGGUUCAAAUGCCUCAGUCUCAUUCGAGAGCGAUAUACACUGAAGUGGCGCAUGGGCAAAGGGUUCGAGCCUUGGCCAGGUUACGGACCAACCCUGCCAGAUCACGUGACGGUUUGCCAUGCCGAUGCCAGGCUACAGUGGAGUGAGUGGCGCUCCCUGUCAGCGGUGGAUGUACUGCCAGUGCCGGGCAGCGCUUCCCGACACGUGGGCUUUUUGAAAACAUUUAUGCUAGCAUUGCUCUACGCUUUCUGCCUUUCUUGUCUAAUUGACAAAGUUUAAACGUAACACGUGAAUAACUUGUCGGUUAAUUUACAGUUUUCGGAGCAUUUUGUAUGUCAGGCUGCAAUCAGUUGCUAGCUGUUUUAUGACUGUUUUAUGUAGUCCUAAUCAUACAUUACUUUCAUUAUAAUGCCUUGCGUCACACGACAGCAAAUCACUGACGAGGUCUUAUGCGUUUCUUGCGUGUCCGUCUGCACGGUACACGUUGAACUAUGCAACUAUGAAAAAGUAGCGUAUUUUUUAUCUUUUAACAACAGAAAUAUUACAGAAAAAAUAAGCAAAAGUAGGUUUGCAUGAAACAUGUAUAGAGUUUAAACUGCAGUGCUU
Molecule: messenger RNA, 1973 nt
Organism: Lingula anatina
Lineage: Eukaryota; Metazoa; Brachiopoda; Lingulata; Lingulida; Lingulidae
Source: RefSeq, a predicted model, not a curated record